UACAUCGUUAGCAGUCUCCCUUGACCCCUCGAGUCGUCCCCGGGCCGCAUCGGUUCACAACCUCAAAUGGAGUUCCGACGCUCGCGCAUCCUCGUAGCGCUUCUAUCUCUGACGCUCCUCGCCGCGACGCUUCCGCGCCACGUGUCCUCCGCCCCCGCGUUCAGCGGCGGAUGGGGCGCAGAAUCCCACCUCAGUACCCCCGCCGCCGCGGCCGGGGGCAGCCCGCGUCACAGCGACAACUAUUCGAGCAGGACGGAGUUUAACGACGGUGUCAUAGUACCGCAUGUCACUGUCACUCCCUUGGUGUUCUCUUCUGACGGAAACUACAGCACGGCAAGCUCAAGCACGAGUUCGGAUUCUCGCCAGCAUAAGAGGAGGUUUCUUCCUCUGGAAAGCCCACGUGGACGGGAAGGAGCGCCGCCCGACUAUUUCGAGCGCAAGUACCCUGGCGGCUGGUUGACCUCGGGGCCGUUUCUCGACUCGCGCGUCGAGUCGUCGGACCUCACGUCUUUAAUCUCCGCACGUGCGCGCUCCCACGUGCCGGCCUUCAUCAGCGCGUAUGCCGUCUCGUCGCCUCGCCCGCUUGUCUACUUCUCUGUCUUGUGGCAGCCGAAUUCCCAGAAGCUCGGGUGGGUGCUGGUGUUCAACCUCAACGGCCAGCAGUUCCAAGACGCCCUGCACCGUUACAUCUCCUCGGGCUACAAGCCCGCACAGGUGGAGAGCUACUACGUGGCGGACCACCACGGGCUCUACUACUCCGCCAUCUUCCUUGCUGACGUGGCAUGGCCAGCUGGCAGCAGCACACGGGUGGAGGCCGUGUUUGGCGUCCCGCACGACAGCAGCUACUGUUGCGGCCCCUCGUCUCGCUGGCUGCAGCUGCAGCGACAGGGCUUCAGUCCGCUGAGUGUUUCCCUGACUGAGGACCCAGUAAGAGGGAUAGUCUACGUGGCGGAUGUGUGGAACGACGCCCCCACGAGGGGCGGGUGGCAGGGUGGGCUGGCCAAGACCGAGGCGCAGCUGCAGCAGGCGCUGGGGUCGCUUCUGCCUCCCCUGGUCCCCACCUACCUCAAAGCGUACUGGGUGUCUUCGCAAAAGCAGGUAUUCUACGCAUACAUCGCCCGUGCUGUGCCCUCCACGCCUCCCCGCUCCACCCUCACGACCGACGUCAGCCGCAGCGCCUUUGAGCUGCUCGCGCUCUCCCUCAGGCAGCCCCCUCUCUUUGUCUCCUCCUACGGGCCUCCGGACGGGGGCGCUCAGGGGAGUGGUGCUGCUGGGUCGGGGGAGCGGUAUGCCGUGCUGUGGCAGACUGAUGGGGCGAUGGUGGGAGGGGGGGACGAUAGAUUGGCUCACAAGUAGAUGAGCUGCUCGCGCUCUCCCUCAAGCAGUCCCCUCUCUUUGUCUCCUCCUACGGGCCUCCGGAUGGGGCCGCUCAGGGGAGCGGUGCUGCUGGGUCGUGGUGAGGUAUGGUGUGCUGUGGCAGACUGAUGGGGCAGUUGGGUGGGGAGAGAGGAGUAUAUCAGCUUACCGAUAGUGCUCUACACGUCGCACAUGGGAUUGUAAAAUGUUGGCGCUUAGGAGAGUGGUGCUGUUGGGUUGGGGAAGAGGUAUGCUACCCUGUGGCAGAAUGACGGGGAAUGGGCAGGGUGGGAAGGAGGGAAGGGCACAUAAGGUGGAGUAGCUGAUGAGCGGGGUUUGUUUGCUCCUACCGUGCUUGGAUGGGAGGCUAAGGAGUCUGGUUGCUGGGCUGGCAUGGAGAGGAUGUUGCUCUGUGGCAGACGUAUGGAGCUGGGGUGGGGGAAGAGGGAGACACACACAGAUACACGGUGGACUAUAUUGCGGAUAGUGCAAGAGUAGUUGCGAUGUGAAUGGUAACUCGUGGAGCAUGGGUACAAGAGAUAUGGUCAUUUUGUUGUAGGGAGAGACGGCCGACGGCGUGUGGCAUAUAUGUUUAUGAUAAUUAUAUUAUAUGGAAGCUACCAUGUGCUGGUAGGCGUGAGGUGAUUAGAAAAAUAUUUGAUGUGUGUUUGUCACAUCUUAAAAUUGA
Messenger RNA from Closterium sp. NIES-67, 2044 nucleotides. The record is from the annotation of a GenBank genome assembly. Lineage: Eukaryota; Viridiplantae; Streptophyta; Zygnematophyceae; Desmidiales; Closteriaceae.